GGCAUAAUCUUUAAAUAUGUACAGAAAAACUGAAUAAAUUGAAUUGAUUAAUUAAUUAGUUCACCAAUGUAACGGUUGUAACUUUUUAGAGGAAAAAAUGUAACUACAUCACAGUGUAUAUAUACAUAUAACAACAGUGAGUUUAUACUGUUAGUCACAUUGUCUUAAUCCAAUUUUAUUAAUUAUGUUGACAGAAGUCAUUAAUAUCAAGCUAGAACAUUGAAUAUCUUUUGUCAAAUAGUUCACAUACUUAAGAAGAGGAAGUUUGAUACGUAUACGUGAAUAUAUAUACAUAUAUGUAACAAUAUCAACAUAAGUAACACAGCGGAACCAACUAAGUAAUGAAACAAAUAAUGAUUGACAUUUAGAAUUUUUUUUAUCUGUUAUUAGUAAUACAGAUAAAUAUUAACAAUAAACUAACUUAAUAAGCCAUGUGAUAUUUAUGCCUGGAAACAAGAUUACUUCUAGACUAUAUAAAAAGAAAAAAAGAAGUAGAAUAAAACUUCGUAGGAAUUCAUUUACUGUGAUAACAAAUGCUUCCAUGUUUAUUUGUAUUUUAUACUUAUAUACAUUAAACGUUGAUUUAUGAAGUGAAUAGCUUGAUUCAAUCGGAUUAUAACAAUGAGAAAACUACCGUUGGACCUUUUAAGUGACAAAUUAAUUUGUCAAUUAUUUAUUAACUGGGUAAAAUACAUAAAUCAAAAUUCAUAUCUAACCAAAGAAAAUGAAUUCAAUAUACUCAUGAUAAAUGAACGAAAUUCCAUUUGAUUCUGGGACAUGAAGGCAAUUGUUCAGAGUAAAAAUGUUAUCUAUUACAUGAAACAAUUAUUUCUGCUUCACCUUUUUAUACAUUUCACAAUUAUAUCAUCAAGUAUAUAUGGACGAAUACCAAGGCUUCAAGUGUAUUCAACAGAGUUUAGUAUUGAUGAAAAUUGUCAAAUCGGUACAGAAAUUGGUACAAUAAAUGCAAUUGUGCUACCAAACUCCAUGUCUUCAUCAAUAACACAUUCAUCUUCAAAUGAAUUUGGACAAAUCAUCGCGAUAAACUAUAAAUUGGGUUCACCUUCAACAUUGUUUAGUGUAGAUGAACGUAAAGGUUUAUUGGUUACUAAAGCUGAUAUAGAUGCAGAAGCGCUAUGCUCCUACGUGACGACCCUCAGUCCUGAUCAUAUAAAUAACAAUGAUGAAUCAGAUUUGAUGUUGGAAUCUGGUACAUCUAAGAAUAAUCGUAGUAAACCUAUACCAGUAGUGGAUCAUAUCAAAUGUAAUAGUUCUGGUGAUUUGACGGUUCAUUUUGAUGUGAAUGCUGUACACAUCGAUGGAAGUCUUCGAGCAGUUCAUCAUAUUGUUGUUCGUAUACAUGAUCUUAAUGACAAUGGGCCAAAGUUUGAUCAAAUUAGGUGGCAUAAACGUUUGAAAGAGGCACUUUAUCGAGCCGGUAGGAGAAUUGAUCUACCAAAAGCUAGAGAUAUUGAUAUACUUGCUGAACAUAGUAGAAUAAAUUAUCGACUUGAAUCAUGGCAUAAUGAUGGAUCCAGUUCAAUCAUUCCUUUCAAAAGUCCUUUUAAACUGGAAAUAAGUAAUUCAGGCCAACCUGGCUUAAUAUUGACUGAAGAUUUGGAUGCAGAAAUGGAAACGAGACAUAGGUUUGUCUUAGUUGCUUACAGUCCGAAUGUUAUUGAUUCAAAGAACAAAUUGAAUGGUCAAGCAAUUUCACGUGAAUCUCGUCUGGAAAUUGAUAUUGAAGUAGCAGAUAUGAAUGACAACGAACCCAGAUUUUCAUUCACUGUAUAUAAUAUCAGUGUAGCUGAAAAUACAUCAGUCGGAACUGUCAUUUAUGAACUUGUUGCUCAUGAUCCAGAUAGUACAUCUAAACUCACAUAUACAAUGGCUUCUUCAUUAGAAUAUCAAGUAAUGUCAAGUACAUUUCAUAUUGAAGCUGAUGGACAUGUUAGACUGCAUAGCAGUUUAGAUUAUGAAAUACGUCAUAUUUAUUCAAUUCCAGUUGAAGUUACUGAUGGAGAAUUCUCUGCUCGUACUACUUUGAAUGUUCAAGUAUUAGAUGUUAAUGAUGAACCACCAGCAUUUGAAUUAAAUCCUAAACAACUAAUCGCUGAUGAAAAUUCUCCACCUGGAAAACUAAUUGGACGAGUGCGAAUACGUGACCCUGACAGUCCUAGUGUAAAUGGACUUGUAGAAUGUUCAGAGCCACCAGGGUUGGUUCGUCGUCAGGCACUUAAUUUUUUACCAGAUCCAACUGUCAAUCCAAGUGCAGAAGUUUUUGAUCUAACUACCAGAAUCAUGCUUGAUAGAGAAGAUCCUGAGAAUCCUAUACCCGGUCACCUAAUCAUAUAUUUAAUUUGUUCAGAUGGUGGUUUAAGCUCUGGCGGAAUGAUAUCGCAUAACUCGGAUAGUAAAAUACGUUUGACAUCAACAAUGACAGCAACUUUAUCCAUACGAGACGUAAAUGAUCAUAAACCAAUUUUUGAAAAUUCCAUUUAUCAUAUGUCCAUUCAAGAAAAUAAUCCUAUUGGUGAAAAAGUAGUACAAAUUAGAGCUCAUGAUUCAGACGAAGGAGAAAAUGCUAGAAUCACAUAUUCUCUGUUGGAUAGAGCUAACUUCAAAGUAGAUUCUUUAACAGGUUGGAUUACUCCAAAUGUAAUGUUUGAUCGUGAAACACGUGAUUCAUAUCAAGUCACAGCGAUUGCAUUGGAUAAUGGAAAACCUCGUUUAUCUUCAUCUGUUUUAAUUAAUAUAACUGUAUUAGAUGUCAACGACCAUAGUCCAGUCUUAGCCUCAUAUGAAGCCGAUGAGUCUCUUUUAAAAACCAAUGAUCUACCUUUAGGACGUUUUGGUUUGAAAAACUUAUUUAUUGUGAGAGAAAAUAUGCCGGUCAAUACAUAUAUUGGUAACAUACUGGCAUCUGAUAAAGAUGAAGGAUUAAAUGCUGAGUUGAGAUUCAUGUUAUUUCCAGACCCGGUAUACCGCAUACACGAAAGGUUCAGACUAUUGCCUAAUGGUUCACUGUACACAAACGUUGAGUUGGAUAGAGAAGAGAAGGAUCAUUAUCGCCUCACAGUCGUUGUGAGUGACCAGUCACCAGAUGAACCACUAACAACAACUGGAACUAUUGGUAUUAUUGUUCUGGACCUAAAUGAUAAUCAACCUCAAUUUUUAAGUCCACACGGACUUUUAAUUCCGAAUAACACACAACUCAGUGGAUACAAACGACAUAUGAAUAGGGGCAUCGAACUUUAUGACCAACCUUCGGAAGAUCACAACUAUAACGUAGCAAAGGGCAAUCAAAAGCGUAGUGAUCAGGAAUAUCAAAGUGAAUCAAAUCCGCUUACAGAUACAAAUACACAGUCUACGGCUCCUGAGCCAGUAGUUCGCCUAUCUGUGUACGAAAAACCUGAUCAAGUGAUAAGUAAACUGUAUGCUGAAGACCCAGACGCUGGAGACAAUGGGGCUGUAUUUUACUUGCUAGAAGAAUUUUAUGAUUUAUCAGUGGAUAAGAUCAGACCAAAUCCUCUCAUUCGAGUUCAACCAGAGACUGGCGAAUUAAUAUUAAUACGUCAUAUGGCACCAAUUGAUUUAGGGUAUCAUUUCUUUAAAGUGACCGCAUCUGAUCGUGGACAUCCUCAAAUGAAAAUAGAUCAAAAGAUUCUUCCAUUACUUGUUGAGGACAAGCCUGCCUCAGGAAGCUUGGGACAAAGUUCAUUAUCAUCUAGCUACUAUGUGAGCAACAUAACUGGACUUGGACUUGAUGAAUGGGGUCCAAGUGGUGGCAAAAACAUUCUAAUCAUUACUGCUUUAUCUAUCGUUUCAGGAAUUCUAGCAGCUAUACUAAUUUCGGCUGUUUUUUGUGUUACCAAACCAUGCUCACGAAACCGUCACGGAAAUAGAUGCGUAAAUGGAAGACAUAAUAGAUUAAGAAAUAGACCUCCAACGUAUCCAGGAGGUCCAGACUCAAAUAAUGGAAUAUUAGUGGGUGAAAAUGGGUCUUUCAUUAAUGGAACAAUGGAACAACGAGGUUAUCCAGUUUCUAAUGGUUCACAUCAUACUACAUUCCAUAGGCCUCCUGGUCCACUUAACGGUGACGUGUGUAUGGAUAACUGGUUGCAUCACGUUAGAAAUAGUGAAGCGAAUUAUGGAAAUAUGUCGUUCCCAUUCCAUAGUCCUUCGAACGAUUCCAAAAAUGAUAUUUCAAAUGACCAACACAUUCUUAUAAAUCCCAGGCACAAUAAUCAAACGGAAAACAAUUUGAAUUAUGUACAGAAUGAAACAGCACAAGUUACAUAUGAAAACUUGAAGAAUAAUCAGCUUCAUGAUAUUCCUCUCUCAUCUGGUUUGGCUUCGGCUAAUUUAUCACUUUCCUCGAGAAAUAAUGACCAAGCUGUUGCUGUACGUGUUCUCAGUCAACAAAUGAAUAGUGAUAGAUUUGGUGAAAUUCAAGAUCAAAUAUUUCUACCCCGAUCCAAUAGGCUUUCUGGCAUAACAAUUGGCUAUUCUACUGAUUCAAUGACUUCAACUUCGAACAGUGCCUUGCCUGCAUUUAACAUAAAACUGGAUCCUGUAAAUGCUUUUUGUGUUACUAAACCGAUACCAGUAGUGUCUAAAAUUAUAUGCAAUUUCAAUGAAUAUCAAAUGGAUUCUCAGACAACAGAGAACAGUGAGGCUUUACACGAAGCGAAUCCUGCGAACCCAACACACUUCAAGACGAAUCUGCAGGAUAAUCCUCUGGAUGACAGGUUAGUUAGGCAUCAAGGAAAGCGGUUAGUUACAACAGUACCUAAAUUAGGCACAUUGUACAACUGUAUGACAGUAGGUCACAGAUCAAAUUUAGGUGUUGAACAAAUCAUAUCAUUUGAAGAGCAUGCAUCCGAUUCUGGUCGAGGUGGAAGUGAAGAAGAACUUACUGUACAAAAAUAUGAUCCACAUAAGGCAGAGACAAUCAUUUCAAAUAUGAACCCUGAAGAAGAUAUAAGUAUAUGGAAUGAGUCGACUAUUCAAAAUGAUGUAUCACUCAACUCAAACUUACCAGAUAAAUCUGAUGUCAGUUUAAGCAAUCCAUGGUUUGAAACAACCGCCUCACCAAUGGGAUCAGAUUAUCAACGCGAAGGCCGCUUUUGCAUGUCCACACCAUGAACGGAAAAGAAAAUGACUAUUAAGAACGAGUUACAAAGGGUUUAAUUUGCUUCAAAGUUUGUAUAAUAACGAGAAGAAAUACUUAUUUCGAGACAAAUACUAACUUAUCGAUAAAAACAACACAUAAUGAUAUUAAAAGCAUUUUACAAAAGGGAAAACUAUGAGUUCAAUGUUUACUUCUGAGAAAUAAAAAUACAAAUACCCUAUGCUUUAUUUACAUAAUUUCUCAGUUAUUUCAUCUUCAUUAUUUUCUAUGCAUUCAUCUUAUUGUUUGAUUUCACAUAUAAUUAGGUGUAAUUCAAUGUCUGCCCAAUGGUAUUGUAUGAAAAUUUGAUUAUAGCUUCUUUCAUGUAUGUAUAUAUGUGCAUAUAUCUGAAUCUGUACAUUUCCUUAAAACACCCUAUUGUUUGCUAAUUGUUGAAAUUUUCAUCCAAACUGUCUUUAACUAUAAACUUGUCACUAGGUUAUGCUGUUUUUGUAUGAUCAAUAAUUUCAUAGUAUACUUUGAUUGAUUGACAAUUAACAUGUAAAUAAAUUUACUAGUUAGAAAUAUAAAUAAAGUUUACAUUCCUUAGGUCAUUAGUUAAGAGAAACAAAAAAACGGACAUACUGAACUAUUCCUGUUUUAUAAAAAUGCCAGUGUUUAUAUUUGUCUAUUUAGAAAAUCGUAAAUGUUCCCUUUUUCUUUUCUAGAUAUUCCGUUUAUUUAAACAUUUCUCUACUAGGAAAUUAAAUUCAUCUAAACAUUUUCCUAUUAAUACCACGGGUGUGAGCUACUUAUUUCCUGUGAAAAUAUCCUAUUCUUAGAAAUCCAAGGUAAAAAUUCCACAGACAAUAGAAUGUCUUUGUCUUUUCACUUCUGAAGACAGUGAAGUUCGAUUUCAAUGAGCAAUGAAUUAUAAAUAGUUUAGCACUAGUAAAUAAAGAGUGCAAUUUAAAGCAUCUUUUACGAACUAUUUCAUUUCCAUAAACUGAUUUUAAAAAGUUUCAGCUAAAGCUUUCUAAUUACAUCAAUGCCAAUCGACUAGUAAUAUAAAACUGGAUUUGAUGAACGUCACAAUGAAACUAGACCUCUUAACUUUGAGUUAUUAAUAUAUACUACUUACAAGUACCUCAAAACUUUACUCGAAAUUUCAUAUUACAAUAGACCCUAUAAAUAUUUCAUCUAAAAACUUGUUUAAAACAUAUUUAAAGGUAAGAAUGUUUCAUAACCAGCGUGCUUAGUCUUUUAUUCAUCGACUUCAUUGUUUCCAACAUUGAAUAUUAUACUAACAACAUCUAUUCAAAAAUUUAUCAUCAGAAAUUGACUUUAAAAACAUAUUGUUUACUUUUGAUGAUAUCCCAGACUGCAAAUGAUUUUUUCUUUCAUUUAGGUUUAUAUACGAAGAGCUAUACUUUUAUUUUAUUAAAAUGAAUCUCACUAACCCAUAGACAAUAAAUGAAUCUGUUAAUUAAAAUAUUUAUUGGUUUCGGGAUUCCUACAGAUAAUUCAUAAUUUUACAAAACGAAGUGAGGCAUGUGAAGCAUCUGCAAAACCAAUGUGAGUAAUCCUAAAAGUCAUCACUUCAGUUCUUAUAAAAUUAUCUUAUAUCGUGGUUCUGUUGUAAUUAGGUGUUACAUAUAAAGAUGAAGUCAUAGUACAAUGCUCACAAUAUUCAGCGAUUCCUCAUUUGACUUUAAUUUGCAAUGAAAACUACAUUGAAACCAAACAAAUUCAUCAUUAAAAAAACAGCUCGCUGUAAUUAUUUUUUCUAGUGAGAAGCAAAACUGAUUGUCAUGUUUUCCAUUAAAAGAGCAAAUCUGAUUUAUUAAAAAUCAGAAACUACAGUAAUGAAAACGAAUACAGCUGAAUAUUCUUUUCACAAUGGUUACACAAAAAUUUUGCAUCUACUCGUUUUAUAAAAAUUGAGUCGGAGUAGCAUGAUAUAUAUCUAAACAAAACCACUACAAGAUUCGUGUACAGUCAUAUAUAUAUACUGAAGUUAAUAUCAUUCAUUUUUACUGACAGACAAUAGCACCCAAGGAUUGACAAAUAUGAUUAUGUCAAGGGUAAAAUAAGUCUUAAAGUUACUUACUUACUUACUUACUUACUUACUUACUUACUUACUUACUUACUUACUUACUCACUUACGCCUGUUACCCCUCGUCGAGGAGCAUAGGCCGCUUACCAGCAUUCUCCAUCCAACUCUGUCCUGAGCCUUCCUUUCCAGUUCUUUCCAGUUGCUAUUCAUCCUUUUCACAUCUGCUUCUAUUUCCCGGCGUAAUGUGUUUUUUGGCCUUCCUCUUUUUCGUUUUCCUUCCGGAUUCCAAGUUAGGGCUUGCCUCGUGGUGUAGUUUGGUGAUUUCUUUAAUGUAUGUCCGAUCCACUUCCAACGUCUUUUCCUAAUUUCCUAUUCAGCUGAAAGCUGGUUUGUCCUCUCCCAUAAAACGCUGUUGCUGAUAGUAUCUGGUCAAUGGAUGUUGAGUAUUUUGCGUAGACAACUGUUUAUAAAUACUUGUACCUUCCUGAUGAUGGUUGUAGUAGUUCUCCACGUUUCAGCUCCGUACAGUAGGACUAUCUUGACGUUCGUAUUGAAGGUUCUCACGUUGAAGUUAGUUGACAAUUGUUUUGAGUUCCAUAUGUUCUUCAAUUGUAGAAAUGCUGCCCUUGCUUUUUAGCGAGUUAGCUUUUCUACGGGAUGGGGUCGCUAAUCCCAUGCCCAACCCACCUCCUUUACCUGGGCUUGGGACAGGCAGUAAUUCUAGAAGAGCUACAGGAGGAGUUAAGUCUUAAAGUUACCUAGGUUAAAAUCAACGCAUAACUAUGAGAAGUAUAAUAUCUCCUUACAGUAUAGCAACUCAGAUACAAUUGAGUUUGUUUACAUCUAAUUUGGCUAAGCCCUUUUGUUAACUUAUUUAAUGGACAGUCAUUCAUACAAUAACAACCUACUUAUACCAUUGUUCUUUUAUUAUAUACGCUUGAACAUUGCUUAUUGCCUACGCAUGUAUUCAUUCCGCUAGCCUUAUUAUUAAUCGCUUAAUUGAUCCGAUGAUUCAUACUUUCCCACUUAUAUAUAUAUGUACACCUUAAUCCUUUUUACUGCUCUGUACUGCGCUACACCGUAUUGUAUACGCUUAAUUUGGUUCUCACGCUCACUCGCCUGCUUUACGGCACUGCUCUUUCAUGCUUGUUUAACGUGCCUGUAAUAUUGGAUACCUGUGUGUGGUUCAAUAAUAAACGCAAUCAACCCUUCG
Molecule: messenger RNA, 8382 nt
Organism: Schistosoma rodhaini
Lineage: Eukaryota; Metazoa; Platyhelminthes; Trematoda; Strigeidida; Schistosomatidae
Source: the annotation of a GenBank genome assembly